This is a messenger RNA of Darwinula stevensoni, 1350 nucleotides long. The record is from the annotation of a GenBank genome assembly. NCBI's taxonomy places the organism in Eukaryota, Metazoa, Arthropoda, Ostracoda, Podocopida, Darwinulidae.
AUGUCAAAAGAAUUCUACAUCUACGGUCGCAAACCGAUCAUUGAAAUAUUACAAAACAAACCAGAAAGUCUCAUCCGUAUCUAUAUCCGCGAACAGACCACUGGACGAGAAAUCGAUAUUAUCAAGAACCUCGCAAGUGAAAAAAAGGUCCUCACCAGUGGUACGAACGAGGGACAAAUUAAAAAGUUCCUCUCUGACGAGGUAAACCACCAGGGAGUUGUCGCACUUUCCAAGCCUUUUGAGUAUACGCAUUUGGAUACUUGGCUCUCUGAGAUAGACAUGGAUACUCGCCCCAGUGUCAUCGUCCUGGAUCACCUCACUGAUGUUUCCAAUGUCGGAGCCAUCAUCCGCAGUGCCACUGCUGCAGGUAUUGAUGCUAUCAUCGUAGCUGAGCUCAACCAGGCACCGAUCACCAGUGCGGUGUAUAAAACCUCUGCAGGUACGGUGGGACGUAUCCCGGUAAUCCAGGUGGGAAAUAUCAACCAGACCAUGGAUAAACUAAAAACAGCAGGCUUCUGGUCAGUAGGACUUGCGAUGAUGGAACCUGAUGCAGAAAACCCAUACAGUGGAUCUACGGAUCUCUGGCAAUAUGACUUUACCGACGCACCAAAUGCUAUCGUGGUAGGGAGCGAAGGAGAGGGGAUACGAUUUAAAACUCGCGAGCACUGUGAUGCGCUGAUUCAUAUCCCUAUGGAGAACAAUGUAGAAUCCCUCAAUGCCUCAGUAUCCGUCGCAGUACUCAUGCGUGCACAUGCAUUCAAGGACGCCGAAGCAAAGAAUAGGGAAAUAUCUGUAGGGACAUUUAACUACCCACUGCUCAUGGCGGCGGAUAUCGUGAUGUAUGAUGCAGAUAUAGUACCCGUAGGACAAGACCAGGUACAGCACGUAGAAAUAGCUCGAGAGAUUGUUCGUAAGUUUCACAAUACGUGGGGUGACGGAGUGUUUAUUGAACCAGAGGAACUCGUAGUAAAAGAAGUAGCCACCGUCCCAGGUACUGACGGGCAAAAAAUGUCCAAGUCAUACAACAACACCAUCCCACUGUUCGGUACUGAUGAGGAAAUCCGUAAAGCCGUGAUGAGUAUCGUCACUGACAGUGGAUCAGGUGUCCCAGAGCAUGUGUACGCUAUCCAUAAACUCUUUAAAUCACCUGGUGAGCUUGCGCAGUUAUAUCAGGAGAACACGGGUAAGUAUAAACCUCUCAAGGACGCCCUAUACGAGGAUAUUAUUGCGUAUGUGUCGCCCAUGCGUGAGCGUCGCGCGUAUUAUGAAAACAAUCCAGAACUUGUGAAACAGAUAUUACAACAGGGAGCAGAAAAAGCCCGCACAAGAGCAGGGGAGAAAAUGAAGUUG